AUGUCCCUCCGGGCGGCAUUGGCGGACGUGGACAUGGAAUGCGUCGUGACGGGGCCGGAGGAGAUAUGGCGGCGCCGGCCCAAGACCAAGAUCGUCUGCACCCUAGGUCCGGCCUCGCGCUCCGUCGAGAUGUGCGCGCGUCUGCUGCGCGCCGGCAUGUGCGUCGCACGCUUCAACUUCUCGCACGGCUCCCACGAAUACCACCAGGAGACCCUGGACAAUCUACGAAAGGCCAUGGACCUCAUCGGCCUCAUCUGCGCCGUCAUGCUCGACACUAAGGGACUAGAGAUCCGCACAGGUUUUUUGAAAGAUGGCAAGCCUGUAAAGCUGACACGGGGGCACGAAAUAACCAUCACCACUGAUUAUUCCAUUAAGGGUGAUGAGAAUAUGAUUUCCAUGAGCUACAACAAGAUUGCUGUAGACCUGAAGCCUGGGAGCACAAUACUAUGCGCUGAUGGCACCAUCACAUUCACUGUGCUUUCCUGUGAUCCUGUGCAAGGCCUGGUUCGUUGCCGUUGUGAGAACUCAGCUCUGCUGGGGGAGAGAAAGAAUGUCAAUCUUCCUGGGGUGAUCGUGGAUCUCCCAACCUUAACAGAAAAGGACAAAGUGGAUAUCCUUCAGUGGGGUGUCCCAAACAACAUUGACAUGAUUGCGCUAUCCUUCGUACGCAAAGGAUCAGAUCUUCAGAUGGUCAGAGGUGUGCUCGGUGAGCAUGCCAAGUCAAUACUACUUAUGUCCAAGGUUGAGAAUCAAGAAGGUGUUGCCAAUUUUGAUGAGAUACUUUCAAACUCAGAUGCUUUCAUGGUUGCCAGAGGGGAUUUGGGAAUGGAGAUACCCAUCGAGAAGAUAUUCUAUGCUCAGAAGGUGAUGAUCUUCAAAUGUAAUGUGCAAGGAAAGCCUGUUGUUACUGCAACCCAGAUGCUGGAGUCAAUGAUUAAAUCUCCCCGCCCUACAAGAGCAGAAGCAACUGAUGUUGCCAAUGCUGUCCUGGAUGGCACUGACUGUGUGAUGCUUAGCGGUGAGACUGCAGCUGGGGCAUAUCCAGAGCUAGCGGUGCAAACAAUGUCAAGGAUUUGCCUACAAGCAGAGUCACAUACAGAUUAUGGAGCAGUUUUCAAGUUAAUCAGUAGUGCUGCCCCAAUCCCUAUGAGUCCACUGGAGAGCUUGGCGUCAUCAGCAGUUCGAACCGCCAACAUCUCUAAUGCAUCACUCAUCUUGGUCCUCACAAGGGGAGGCACAACCGCAAGGCUCGUGGCAAAGUACAGGCCAGCAAUUCCAGUGAUAACUGCUGUGGUCCCAGAAAUGAAGACGGAUGAUAAUUUUAACUGGACUUGCAGGGAUGAGCGCCCUGCCAGGCACAGCAUGAUUGUGAGGGGCCUGAUCCCGAUGCUCAGCGCCGCUACAGCGAAGGCAUCUGAUACUGAGUCGACUGAGGAAGCCAUUAGCUUUGCCAUAGAUCAUGCGAAGAAGCUCAAGAUCUGCAAGUCAGGGGAUUCAGUCGUCGCCUUGCAUCGUAUUGGUGCAUCAUCUGUCAUGAAGAUCUUGACAGUCAAUUAG
This is a messenger RNA of Miscanthus lutarioriparius, 1557 nucleotides long. NCBI's taxonomy places the organism in Eukaryota, Viridiplantae, Streptophyta, Magnoliopsida, Poales, Poaceae. The record is from the annotation of a GenBank genome assembly.